AUGUCCGAGGAAAUUUACAAAUGGAUCGAUGGUUACCAGCUAUCUCGACAGAAGAAAAACAUAAGCAGGGAUUUCUCAGAUGCCGUUCCUUUGGCGGAAAUUCUGAAGAUGCAUUUUCCUAAAUUGGUCGACUUGCAUAACUACACGCCGAAGAACUCGGUGUCUCAGAAGCUGAUCAACUGGAGCACUCUGCAGAGGAAGGUGUUGAGCAAGUUGCGGAUGAAUCUGAGCAAGGGAACGAUGGAGGAGUUGGCAAGGGCGGAACCGGGCGCCGUCGAGAAGGUCCUGUCUCAAGUGAAGUAUAUUAUCGAGAGAUAUCAGAGGGAGAAGGAGGAGGACGAGGAAAGCGUGUACGUUAUUGAGGGAAUAGAUGAUGCCGGUUCAGGGAACGUUUUGCCUAUCAAGAUGAAGCAGGGCUCGAAGGUUUCCGAUCAGAAAAUCGUGCCUGCGGAUAUCUUCAACGACAUGCUGAAGAGUCUCGACGAGAAGGAGCAGAUCGUCAACGAAUUGAGGCUCAAAUUGGAUCAUUGGGAAAAACUGGUGAGCAUUAAAGAUCAACGCAUCGCGGAUUUGGAAGGAGAGAUAAAAAGACUGACAAUCGAGAAAAGGAUUUCGAGCAAUUCAGAGUACUUUUGAAUUUCAACGAG
Messenger RNA from Nicrophorus vespilloides, 647 nucleotides. RefSeq names its product sperm flagellar protein 1-like. The record is from RefSeq and is a predicted model, not a curated record. Gene Ontology annotation, molecular function: microtubule binding. Gene Ontology annotation, cellular component: axoneme. Bases 1 to 636 code for a protein of 211 amino acids. Gene Ontology annotation, biological process: regulation of cytoskeleton organization. Lineage: Eukaryota; Metazoa; Arthropoda; Insecta; Coleoptera; Silphidae. The transcript is spliced from 4 exons.